Strongylocentrotus purpuratus (purple sea urchin) is the source of this 2579-nucleotide messenger RNA. RefSeq names its product E3 ubiquitin-protein ligase NRDP1 (gene rnf41). The transcript has 3 exons. The record is from RefSeq and is a predicted model, not a curated record. Gene Ontology annotation, biological process: positive regulation of JNK cascade; tumor necrosis factor-mediated signaling pathway; protein K63-linked ubiquitination. Bases 358 to 1317 code for a protein of 319 amino acids. NCBI's taxonomy places the organism in Eukaryota, Metazoa, Echinodermata, Echinoidea, Camarodonta, Strongylocentrotidae. Gene Ontology annotation, molecular function: metal ion binding; ubiquitin protein ligase activity. Gene Ontology annotation, cellular component: plasma membrane signaling receptor complex.
UGUUCUUAUUAUGAUAUACCAAGAAUAAUUCAAGCCAUGAUUUUAGGUUGAGGCAAAUGGGAGACACAUACUACCUUCUGUCUACCAACAUGAUAGUGUGUCAACAAAAUCCAAAGGAAUGUCUUUUCCUUUAGAAUCCAUAGUUUGGCUUAUUGUGUAAUCCAGUCAUUAGCUCAAUAGAAUCUUGUUGUAAACCCCCUGUGGUAUUUGGAUACCAUUAUGUGUGAAUGCUUUGUAUUGUGUGCAGUGAGGGAUAGAGUACUGGGAGAGUAUUUCAGAGUUGCACCUGCUCAAAGUGGUACAGUCAACUCCACAUACUGAUCUCAACUGGGUAAUUUUAAGGAUUGGUCAAUAAAGAUGGGGUAUGAGGUGACCCGCUUUGAUGGUGAGGUGGAUGAGGAACUCAUCUGUCCGAUCUGUAGUGCAGUGCUGGAGGACCCUCAGCAGGCACCAGAGUGUGAACAUGCUUUUUGUUCUACCUGCAUCCAAGAGUGGCUCUCACGUCAGCAGACCUGCCCUGUAGACCGUAAUCACAUAACUUCUCAGCAGCUCAAACCAGUGCCUCGUAUCCUGCGCAACCUCCUUGCCCGCCUCCAGAUCCACUGUGACAACGAGGGCUUUGGCUGUGCUUCCAUCGUCCGUCUAGACUCCUUGCAGCAGCACCUCCAAGAGUGUGAGCACAACCCCAAGCGUCCUGUGCACUGUGACAAAGGGUGUGGUAUGGUCAUCCCUAAGGAUGAGGUCAAGGAUCAUAAUUGCGUCCGGGAGCUGAGACUCCUGGUACAGAACCAGACCAACAAACUCAGCGAGCAGGAGACAGAGUUGACUGAGAUCCGCAGCCAACUUUCUGAGCAUCGUCGUGAGAUGCAGAUGCUCAAGGAGUACAUCCGUGCCAUACGCAUCUCCAACCCGAACACAAGUCCAUCAGUUCGUGCAAUCGAGGAUGAGAUUGAGAACAAUGAAGUGGUGCGAUGGGUGAACUCCAUGCCCCUUGCUCGUGUUACUCGCUGGGGCGGGAUGAUAUCAACGCCUGAUGUUGUACUUCAGACAGUCAUCAAGCGUUCUCUCCUGGAAAGUCACUGUCCAGCACACAUUGUUGCUGAACUCAUGGAGAAUGCACAUGAGCGCAACUGGCCACCAGGGCUUAGCACCCUGGAGACACGUCAGAUGAACCGUCACACCUAUGAACAAUACGUCUGUCGUAGGAUACCCAGUAAACAAGCAGUGCUAGUAAUGGCAUGUGAUAAUGCUCACAUGGGGGAAGAUUUCACAUUAGAUCCUGGUUUGGUCAUGAUCUUUGCACAUGGGAUAGAAUGAUCAAUUGAAAAAUCCAAGGUCACAUUGUAGAAUGCAAUAUUCCAUGGAAACAAUAGAAGAGAAAAGUGAACAAUCUCGACAAUUGAAGAAUUAUUGUAGUUUAUCCAGGUUUAUGCAAUAUUGCAGUUUAAACAGUACAUGCUCAAAUUGUGAUUUGGGUUUUGUGUCUCCUGAUUCUAGUUGGUCAUGCAUUUUAGUAUGUUUCAGGCUACAUGUAGCUGUGGAUAAUAGCUUCUUGAACAUGUAUGAUAUACAUUUGCCUUGAAGGGAAUCAAUUUGUUAUUUUCUCCACGUGUAGAGCUUUAUAGUUUCUUACAAUUUCAAAUUUGUGUUCUUUUACAGAGUUCAAAAUGUCAUUCUCAAAUAUGACAUUCAUUGCUGAUAAAGUUUGCUUUUCCCAUGUUAAUAAUCUAAUUAGAACCUACAAAACAUAUUUGCAUAUAUCUUUACCACUUAUUUAAAUCUAUUUUCUUAGCUGACUGAGCACUUGUAUGAUCCAGAAAGCAGUGAAACUGUGAAGAGCCAUUUUUACUAGAUUAAACGAACAUUGAUUAUGAGUAAUCAUCAAAGCUAAGGAAUGGUUGGCUAUUAAUUUUAUUAACAAGAGGGUAAUUAUUGUUUUUCAUAUGUGUCUUGCCUGUGGCUUUGCAAAUUUAUUUCAUUUUUCUGUGUUUUUCUGGCUUGCCGUAAUGUAUAAUAUAUAGAGGUAUAUCACUUGCGUAGUAAUCUAGAAUAAAGCUGAGCUUAUAAUCUGUUACAAAAUAAUUACUUAAGAUAUAAUGGCAUGUUAUGUGAGGUCAGGCUCCAAUGAGUAUGACAUACACACUACUAUUGGCAUCUGGUGCAUUGAAAUUGUUAAAAGAUAUGAUUAGGAUUUAAUUAUUUAAUUUCUAGAAACAAUGAGCUGAAGGCCAAAGUCAAAUAUCAUGCUUAGUUUUUGGGUUGGUUGCCACUACCUUCACAAACUAAGCCCACCUUGUUUAUUUCAAAGGUUUUGUCAUUGAACAAUAUUUCAGAGGUGUUUUUCUUUUUGAUUUGUAGCGGUCACCCCUAAAUCGGAGGGGGCAUCCCUUAGUAUGUUUGCCCAUUUACAAGGAAAUAUCUCUAAAAUAUUGUGUAUUAUGAUAAAAAUCUUUCAAAUAAACAAGGUUUGCUUAGUUUGUGAAGUAGUAGCAGGCAAACCCCUCUGUCUUUACUUUGGUCCUCCGCUUAAAUGUAUGUGUUUUUUUAUGAAUGAAAACAGAAUAGAAAAGGAAAAAAAA